GAUGUUGCUGAUUCUUUAAACAACCUUGGUUUGGUGUUUGAAAAAACUGAAAACUACGACAAAGCUAUAAAGGUUCACGAAAAAGCUCUAAUCAAUCUUGGUAAUGUGUACUAUAAUACUGAAAUCUACGACAAAGCUAAAAAGUUUUACGAAAAAGCUCUAGAAAUUAAAGCUUUAAAUUUUUACGAAAAAGCUCUAGAAAUUCGAAAACAAUCGUUAGAUCCAAAUCAUGUUGAUGUCGCUCAGUCUUUAAACAAUCUUGGUGAUGUGUUUUAUGAAACUGUAAACUACGACAAAGCUAUAGAGUUUCACGAAAAAGCUCUAGAAAUUCGAAAACAAUUGUUGGGUCCAAAUCAUGUUGAUGUUGCUGUUUCUUUAAACAAUCUUGGUUUGGUGUUUGAAAAAGCUGGAAUUUACGACAAAGCUAUAGAGGUUAACGAAAAAGCUCUAGAAAUUCGAAAACAAUCGUUAGGUCCAUGUCAUGUCGCUGUUGCUCAGUCUUUAAACAAUCUUGGUUUGGUGUUUUAUAAAAUUGGAAACUACGACAAAGCUAAAGAGGUUCACGAAAAAGCCCAAGAAAUUCGAAAACAAUCAUUAGGUCCAAGUCAUAAUCUUGGUUUGGUCUUUGAAAAAACUGGAAAGUACGUCGAAGCUAAAGAGGUUCACGAAAAAGCUCUGGAAAUUCGAGAACAAUCGUUAGGUCCAAAUCAUGUUGAUGUGGCUUCGUCUUUACACAAUCUUGGUAUGGUCUUUGAAAAAACUGGAAAGUACGACGAAGCUAAAGACGUUCACGAAAAAGCUCUAGAAAUUAGAAAACAAUCGUUAGGUCUAAAUCAUGUUGAUGUUGCUGCGUCUUUAAACAAUCUUGGUAUGGUGUAUUAUGAUACUGGAAAGUACGACAAAGCUAUAGAGUUUCACGAAAAAGCUCUAGAAAUUCGUAAACAAUCGUUAGGUCUAAAUCAUGUUGAUGUUGCUGCGUCUUUAAACAAUCUUGGUAUGGUGUAUUAUGAUACUGGAAAGUACGACAAAGCUAUAGAGUUUCACGAAAAAGCUCUA
This is a messenger RNA of Xenia sp. Carnegie-2017, 1056 nucleotides long. RefSeq names its product nephrocystin-3-like. NCBI's taxonomy places the organism in Eukaryota, Metazoa, Cnidaria, Anthozoa, Malacalcyonacea, Xeniidae. The record is from RefSeq and is a predicted model, not a curated record. The annotation marks the transcript as partial. The transcript has 5 exons. Gene Ontology annotation, molecular function: protein binding. Gene Ontology annotation, cellular component: kinesin complex.